Aegilops tauschii subsp. strangulata is the source of this 696-nucleotide messenger RNA. RefSeq lists its product as uncharacterized. Gene Ontology annotation, molecular function: nucleic acid binding; RNA-DNA hybrid ribonuclease activity. Lineage: Eukaryota; Viridiplantae; Streptophyta; Magnoliopsida; Poales; Poaceae. The record is from RefSeq and is a predicted model, not a curated record.
AUGCCGGACUCGUGGAAACACUCCCUCUUGCAGUGCACAAUGUCUAGGUGCAUAUGGGCGCUGGUGGAUGAGGAUCUCGCACAUAAAAUGUUGGCGCUCGAAGAAUCAAAAGCGAAGCAAUGGCUUUUUGCACUGAUGGAGUCCCUUACACAUGAUCAGUUUGCCCUCCUACCAGUAACUCUAUGGUCGAUAUGGUAUGCGAGGCGUAAGGCGGUCCACGAGGGAAUUUUCCAGAGUCCUCAAGCAGUUCAGAAUUUCAUCAGAAGAUACUGUGAUGAGCUUAACAUGAUCAGGCCAAAGGUGGUGCGUGCGGUGGUAUAUAUCUCUGGUCCGACAGUGCCGCAGCAACCUAAAGCACCUCCGAUGGGCUAUGCGAAGAUACAUGUUGAUGCUGCAGUCAGGCCAGAGGGUGCCGUAGCGGUAUGCCGUGACUCCAGCGGCAAUUAUUUGGGGAGCUCUGCUCUCGUGGUUGAAGGCGUUGAUGACCCAACAUCACUGGAAGCGAUGGCUUGCAGGGAGGCAAUUUCUUUGGCAGAGGAUCUUCUCCUUAACAAUCUUGUAAUUGCCUCGGAUUGCAAGCAAGUCGUCUCGGAUAUUACAACAGGCAGCAAGGGGCAAUAUGGUGCAAUAGUGAUAGAGAUCAAUCUCCAAGCUACUCAAUUUCAAUGUAUUUUUUCUUUGAGUAUCGUGCUGUGA